GAGCGAAGCCGCCACAGAUGCCUCAAGACCAAAUGCGAGGCUGGGAAGAGAGCAGCGCGCUGACCUCCGCCCAGCGACGUUUCCAGCGAGCUCUUUUGCCCAAGCCCUCGAGCAUUGGGCGGUUCAAGCUGGUGCCAAGACCACAGCACUUCGAGGCUUUGCAUUCUCAAGCUCAGCCCGGCCCACUGCAAAGUGCAAACGCCUCCCUGUGGUGGUGGGCAACGAAGCAGCCCACACUGGAAGCCGGUGGUGAAGAAAGGGCAGCUUUGGAUGCCUUCGAAGCCGCCCUUGGUGUGUCCCCCGCUGUGCUGGGCACGAUUCCCAUCCCUGUGGGCUCGGUGGUGGUCUCUGUUCAGGACAGCCUUCGCUCGGCACGGCAGUCCUGCGCUGAGCUUGUCGGCUAUAAGCUCCUGAACCAUGUUGGUCUUGAGCUGCAGGAGGACUGCCACACCACAGAGUGGCAUUUCGUGCUCCGGUGGCGUGGGCGCACCGCAGUUUGUGCGACGAGGCCGGAAGGCGCCUUCCGGUUCGCUGCCACUCUCCAGCAGAUGCAAUUUCAAGGAGCAAAGUUCUCCAGCGAUGGAAGUCCAUCCAAUUUUCUCUUGGAGGACUGGCCGCACCACUGCUGGCGAGGACUCCACCUCGACGCGGUACGGAACUGGAUGCCGGUGCCUUUUGUCAAGCAGUACAUCAAGGCCAUGGCAACCUACAAGGCCAAAUUUUUCCAUUGGCAUCUUACAGAUGACCAAGCAUGGAGACUGUAUCUCCCGAGCCGACCAAAGCUUGUCGAAGCACAAAGGGCGACUUCUCCGGAAUUUGACAGUCAGGACGACGUGAGA
Messenger RNA from Symbiodinium necroappetens, 839 nucleotides. NCBI's taxonomy places the organism in Eukaryota, Dinophyceae, Suessiales, Symbiodiniaceae. The record is from the annotation of a GenBank genome assembly.